UCUUUCUAACCUCACCCAAUUCUCUUUCUUUUUCUCUUUCUUUAGUCGCUAUUCAUCUGCUUCCAAUUAACUUAUUAUCUCAAUUUUGUGGUUCCAUUGUUUUAAUCAUCAUCGUAACCAUCAUCGUCUCUCUCAAUUGUUAAUCAACAAUUAACGAUUAUUUCCAUUUUUCUUACUCUUUUAUUACUCACCAAUUGUUUUCAUUUUUCCAUUUUCGUUUUAAUUGUAAACUAUUCAUCAACAAUUAACUCUAACCUUUCUCUUCACUGACAGAAUUAUUUCUCAGAAACAAAACAUCAAAUUUAAUUACAAUUCUUUCCGACUAAUUAACCGUCUUUCUGUUUACAUUUUAAUUGAUUCAUUUUAAUUGUCAAAAUUUGACCCGAAAAUCAUUAGCCAAAGAUCAAUAAGUGAGUCGAUUUAAUCGGCUUAGAAUUUUCUCUCUUUUAGUUACAAUAGAAAUCGAUAGAUGUCACUAGUUUUUAUUCCAAGCCAAUCAACUGAUCGGUCAAUCUAAUUGUCUUCAUGUGUUUUUGAUUUGAUUUAAAUUUGUUUGUUUCGUUUUAAUUGUUCAUUAUGUCAUCGGGAUUUUUUAGAGUAAUUAAUAGAUGGAAAGUUCCUGUUGUGAUUUCCUUUACUUCAGCUUAUGUAGCUGUUGACACUUAUCGUAUGAAAAUGAGGAAAGAAUCAGAAAUUUGUGUUAAUUUAAAUGGUAAACCAGUGAUUGGUGUUCUUGGAGAUGUACCAUGUGUAUCACCCAAAUUACAAGAGAUAAUAGAUGAUGUUAAAUCAACAUUAAAUCUACCCCAAUCCAAGAAGAGUGUAUUGAAUUACUAUGUGACUCCUUAUCCGAAGCCAAUAAUUAAUGGUUACUAUUCAUCUUAUUCAACCAUUGAUGUAUUUUUACCUGAUUAUUUAAACAUCUCCAGUGGUGAACAAUUAACUGCAUUAGCCAUUUGUAAUAUCAUCGGAUUAAUGGGUGAAAACUUUGAAUCACUAGCAGCGGAUGAUUGGUUAACCCCGGAUGGUAAAUCUUUCAUCAAUUCUUUCCUUCUCAGUGAAAGAGCAAAGAAAUACCUGGUCACCCAAACAUCUUAUUCAAAUCUAAAUCCUGAAUAUCAUUUGAAAUAUAUUGUUUUCUCCCUGGUAUCAGCUGUAUUUCUCGUUUGCAUGGCCAUGGUUGAUGAAAGAGCUAAAGGAGGUAUCGCUAAAAUUGGUCUCCUUCUAUUGUUGGCCAUUCCAAUGGGUUUACUUAAGAAUUUACUUUCUGGUCAUUCUCGACUUUUAUGUGAAUCAAAUGGAGUCGCUCAGGCGAUUUCGAGGAACAUGUUAACUUGGAGAGAAAUGAUUAAAACCCAAGAUGAAUCGCUAAUCGAUGAGGAGAUGUUACUUGGAGCAUUGGAAUAUUAUUCUAAAUUACUUCAGAGGAACAAAGCUUCUUAUAGAUUAUUUAGUUCUGGAUUUAGAAUCUCUAGAAUUUUAAAUGAUGAUGGUGAAGAUGUUAAUCCAUUCAACUUAGAAUUACCUAGAGCUGAACUUAUUAGACAAUUACAAAGAAUUCAAACUCUAUUGAAUUCUAAAAAAUCACUUGAUAGCUCAUCAAAUGUUGAUUCUCAAUGAGAUUCAAUUAAAUCAACUGUUUUCAUAGUUUAAUCCAAACUGUAGAUUUACAAUUUGUUACCAUGGAAAUAAAUGGCAGCGAGUUUUUGA
This is a messenger RNA of Panonychus citri (citrus red mite), 1710 nucleotides long. RefSeq lists its product as uncharacterized. The coding region runs from base 577 to 1620 and encodes 347 amino acids. NCBI's taxonomy places the organism in Eukaryota, Metazoa, Arthropoda, Arachnida, Trombidiformes, Tetranychidae. The transcript has 2 exons. The record is from RefSeq and is a predicted model, not a curated record.